CCUUAUCCACCCAAAAAAAUUGUUCCACCCUACAAGCGGCUCCCCUCAGCUCGCCCCAGCGACAAACUCACUGGCUACCUAGCAACCUAGCAGCAAUGGCGUCGUCGUUGCUGAAGCCACACUCCCACUGCUCCGCUCUGCCGUCCGGGAGAAGCAGCGGCCUAAAUGGCGGCAGCUGCCCCGCGACGGUGCACCUAGUGCAGAGGCCAGCCGGGAGGAGGGGCGACGCGCUGAAGGCGAGGGCGUUCCCGCUGGACGUGGUGCCGCUGAUGGUGACGAUGGUGGAGCACGUCGACAACCAGAGGGACUGGGUGGUCACCAAGUCCAUAUGGCAUCUCAGCGACACGGCCAUCAAGAGCUUCUACACGUUCUACGCCAUGUUCACGGUCUGGGGCGUCUGCUUCUUCGCGUCCAUGAAGGAUCCAUUCUACGACAGCGAGUAUUACAGGGGGCAAGGGGGUGAUGGCACCGUGCACUGGUACUACGACCGGCAAGAGGACAUCGAGGCGACGGCGAGGGGGGAUCUGCUGAGGGAGGAGCUGCUUGAGGAGAUCGAGCAGAGGGUCGGAGGGCUGAGGGAGCUCGAGGACGCGGGAAUGGAGGGGGAGCUUGAGGAAGCCAAGUAACCGUGAGACCCAAGCGUAUAUAUGCAUGGAUUGGCAAAACAGCUUGCCUUCCUCCGCUGAAGUUGAGUGAAAAGCUUGGACUCUUCAGUCUUCAGUGUAGUACCGUAGAAACUACACAAGUACACAUAGCAAGAUCUUGUGGCAAAUUGUGCAAUAUACAUUUGUAGUACAAAGCAAGAUAUACAUUCUCCAUUAGAAUUGGAGGCACGCCAUUCCUUGCUAUGCCAAUCGAAAUCACAGAUUGAUCAACACCAAUAUUCGUGCAACACGCGGUCAGACUUAUUUA
Messenger RNA from Triticum dicoccoides, 912 nucleotides. RefSeq names its product photosynthetic NDH subunit of subcomplex B 4, chloroplastic-like. Gene Ontology annotation, biological process: photosynthetic electron transport in photosystem I. The record is from RefSeq and is a predicted model, not a curated record. The transcript has 4 exons. Lineage: Eukaryota; Viridiplantae; Streptophyta; Magnoliopsida; Poales; Poaceae. Bases 96 to 626 code for a protein of 176 amino acids. Gene Ontology annotation, cellular component: chloroplast thylakoid membrane; NAD(P)H dehydrogenase complex (plastoquinone).